Messenger RNA from Oryzias latipes (Japanese medaka), 4213 nucleotides. Its product is annotated as lysine-specific demethylase RSBN1L. Gene Ontology annotation, cellular component: nucleus. The record is from RefSeq and is a predicted model, not a curated record. Lineage: Eukaryota; Metazoa; Chordata; Actinopteri; Beloniformes; Adrianichthyidae.
UACGUCUGACCGUAAAAAAUAGAAACUUCCAAGAUGGCCGAGUCCGUAGACUCCAUGCAUUUCGCAGCGAACAGCAAAACAAAUUCCCCUAAACCCCUGACAGCCAAACGGCCGCCCGAAAGCCGUCCUCAGUCUUCCAGCGACAUUUUCCCGCCGCCCCCUAAGAAGAUCCGCGUGGAGGAGAAAGGCCUGAAGCACAAGAAACUCAACGGAGACGUCUGCGCAGGGGAAAAACACAACGGCAACGGGAAGCAGAGUUGUGGAAGCCCAGCGAAAUGGAGUUUCGGCCCGGCCAAGACCAGCCACUCCACCGCGGCUGGGAUGCCAGUUACCCCGGUGCGGAAUAUCUUCAAAAUCAGCAACUUUCUCGCCUCGCCUCCCAAAGUGAAAAAGGCUAAAGAGAAACGACCGAAAGAGAAAGAGAAAAGCGGCGACGCUCGGCGGAGCUCCACAGCCGCCGUAGAGAAAGUCAGCCCCGCUAGCUGCCAUACAAAGACGGAGAACGGCGACGUUAAAAUGCCACCCAGAGAUCCUCACGUGAAGGAGAAAGACAGACAGAGGAAGAAGGAAAAGAAGAACGAAUGGAAAAACAACAGCUUAUUACCACCUGUGCACGACAUUACCAGAGAAAACGGAGAAGUGCUUUUCCCUCAGAAAGAUAAGGAGAAGCUCAAAGCUGUUUCAGAGGAAGACCUGCUACUGAAAAAACUCAAGAAGAAGAAGAAAAAGAAGCACAAAGACGGGGAGCGAUUCAGAGAGCGCCACAGCCGGCCCAAAAUGUACCACCGCUCGUGCCAGACUGUGUGUUCAGGGGUGUCACUGGGCCUGCCGGAGCUGUUUAGCCGAAUCAACGGGAACAACAGCGGCAGUCUAAUCGGCAGCAGCAGCGUGUCGCAUCAACACCUGCAGGAUCCUGCUGUUACUGCCUCUACCUCCAGUUCCAUCCACUCCAUGGUUAGAGAUCAGCUGGAGUACAGCUCUCCGCUCCACUGCACCCCGACGGCGGUCCUGCCUGAGCUGGAGUUCGGCCGUCUAAUCCACGUUGAGCAGCAGGCUAACGGAGGGGCGUCUGUGGUGCACGCCUACUACGACCAGCUCGCCUGUUUGUCUCCGUCUGAGCUGGAGCGCUUCGCGGAGGAGUUUGUGAGCUUGUCGUUCAGCGAGGACGAGUCCCAGGCUGCGUGCUUUGUGAUGGGAAUCAUCCACGGAGCAGCAUCCUACCUUCCAGACUUCCUGGAUUACUUUUCAUACAACUUCCCCAACGCCCCAGUGAAGAUGGAGGUGCUUGGAAAGAAGGACAUUGAGACGACGACCAUGGCCAAUUUUCACUCUCAGGUCAAGAGGACAUACUCCCAGGGAACGUACCGUGCAGGUGCUAUGCGGCAGGUCAGCCUGGUUGGAGCUGUGGAUGAAGAAGUUGGAGAUUACUUCCCAGAGUUCAUCAGGAUGCUGGAGGAAUCUCCGUUCCUUGAGCGGACUCUGCCCUGGGGAACAUUUUCCAGCCUGAGGCUGCAGAGUCCUACAGAGAGUGACGAUGGGCCCAUCAUGUGGGUUAGACCCGGGGAGCAGAUGAUUCCCAUGGCGGACAUGCCAAAAUCCCCCUUCAAAAGGAAAAGGUCUACCAAUGAGAUCAAGAAUCUGCAGUAUCUCCCCCGCGCCAGUGAGCCCAGAGAAAUGCUGUUUGAGGACCGCACCAGAGCUCACGCCGACCACAUCGGUCAAGGCUUCGAAAGACAAACUACUGCUGCUGUGGGUGUGCUGAAGGCAGUGCGCUGUGGAGAGGACAGUGACACCCCCGCCCGGAUCACCAAAGAUGUGGUGUGUUUUCACGCUGGAGAUUUCCCAGAUGUGGUCAUGAGGCUGCAGCUGGACCUCCACGAACCCCCACUGUCUCAGUGUGUGCAGUGGAUAGACGAUGCCAAGCUUAACCAGCUGAGGAGAGAAGGCAUCAGAUAUGCCCGCAUCCAGCUGUACCACGACGACAUCUACUUCAUCCCCAGAGGAGUCGUCCACCAGUUCAAGACGGUGUCUGCCGUCUGCAGCCUGGCCUGGCAUAUCCGACUCAAACUCUACCACCAGCACGAGAACAAGGAGGAGGAGGAGGAGGAAGCAAGGAGGGAGGAGGACAAGUCUUCACCUGGAGUUUUAACGCACAAUAUCAAAGACGAGGAAGAUGAGCAUGAAGAGAGGGUAAAGAUUGACCUAGCUGUACAGACAGGUAUAAAGCUUAAGGAGGAAGACCUGGAGGAAAAGCAGGAGCUGCCCUUAAAAAAUCGGACACAGACUUUUAAGGAGGAAGAGCUGGAGGACAGAAUUGAAAGUGAGGAGGUGUCAGCAGGAAAUCCCCCACUUUCCGCUAACAAUGAAAGAUGUGAAGUACACUAUUCCACACUGACAGUUUCCAAAGUUGAGGAAAAUGAGAAAGAAGGCAGUGAGCGGGGUGUAGACGCAUAUCAAAGGCUGCAGAAGGUCCCUGAAGGCAGCACAGAGGACGGCCCUGCAUUCAAGUCUUUGCAGUAUGUUAGGAAGGAGAAUGACGUGGAGGAAGAGAGGCAGCAGAAGACACCUCUGUCAGGUCCCAGUCUAAAAGAGAAAGCUAAAGAUAGUUCAACAAGCCCUUCCAACACGCCGCAUAUCAAAAAGGAAAAGGGCAAAAGAGAAAAAGAUGAAAAAAUCAGAAUGAAAGAAAAAAAGGACAAAGAUAGGUGUAAGGACAGGGACAAAAGAGACCGGGGCAAAGACAGGGAAAAGGACAGAGUACGAGAAAAGGUCAAAGCAGAGGGAGGAAAGGAAGACGGCACGCCGAUGCCCCAGCAGACAAAGAAAAAGGAGGACGAAGAGAGGACGAGAGAGAAAACCUCUCAGACCGUCCCACCAGUCCAUAAAGAGGACAAGUGGGACUUGAAAUCGCAGCACCACACCAAGAAAGAGAAGGACCACGACCGGGGAGGCCUGCCGCCUCAUUCCCGACUCGAAAAAGAGGAGGCGCUAGACGCCUGCACACACAAGCACAAGUCAUUUCAAGGGAAGACGGAGAAGAGCGGCCAUAGGGAGGGAAAGGACAGCAGCGUGGGUAUGCAGGCCAAGCCAGCAAGAGAAGACGGGAAGACGCACAAACCCACAAACCUUCAGGUUAAAAAAGAAGUUAAGAAGGAGAAGGACUUUAACAGCAAAGAGGAAAAGAAGAAAGCCGGUGAACAGAAACCCCCACGGACUUUUGUCACUUUUGACCUCUUUGAACCAAUGGACGCUCAUCAAACUUUGGCCCUGUCCCUAACGGACAGUAGACCUAAACCUCACCAUCACAGUUCCUCCAAACCUGGAUCCCUUUUGACCUCUAAAGGACCAAAAACAAAGGACUCUGUGCCGGGGAAACCUUCGACAGCUCUACAGGACACUGGGCCACAGCACUCAAUAAAACCGCCCCAGAAAACUCACACACAGCAGACGCAGAAAGACUUCUUGAUAUGAAUGUUUGUUUGUUUUUUUACUGUAUAACUUACUCCAGGGCUUUGUUAAAACACUGAAGGUUCAUCCUUCUUUUAGACAUCAUCAGCCACAUGUUUGUGACGCAGAGAAACAAGGAUGUUCUCCAGAGUAUUUUAAUGGGGCCGAAGAAUGUAAGGCGAGUAGCUCACUUCACGUUUGUUAGCAGAUGUAUGUAGGCUUUAUAUGAAUUGUCAUGUGACCUGUGUGUCAGUGCCUGUGCACUACUUAGCUUUGCUUCUAAAGCACCUAAUUUAGGUACUGAACUAACCAAUCUGAAAACCAACCAUCCUGGCUCUUUAGCAUAAAAAUGAACCACUUUCAAAACAACUUGAUGCUCUUCAGAGCUGAAAUCCGGAUGUUCCCGGUUUUAGCUGAUGGGAUGUGCUGUGUGGAAGACGCCCAAAUCAGAGCGAAGUACAUGUUUUCAGACUGGACUGUUUGACUCACACAGGGCUGUAAAUGAUACUGUAUGUACCAAAACUGUACAGUAUAGAUGUUAUUAGCACCAAUGUGAGAAAAUGUAUACAGAAAUUGCAUAUAUUUUUUGUAAGACAAGUUUUAUUUUCCAUAGAACUUAUUUAUAUCAUUUAUUGUCUGUUUUUAUUUGGAAACUGAUGUAUGUGAAACUUUUGUUGUAAAUACAUUUUAUUUCCUAAGAUUAAGACUUGGUAGUGUGAUUUAUACUCUGAUCAGAACCUCUCAAUAAAUGGUUCCACAUGUUGAA